Suillus plorans is the source of this 468-nucleotide messenger RNA. RefSeq lists its product as uncharacterized. The transcript has 3 exons. NCBI's taxonomy places the organism in Eukaryota, Fungi, Basidiomycota, Agaricomycetes, Boletales, Suillaceae. The annotation marks the transcript as partial. The record is from RefSeq and is a predicted model, not a curated record.
UAUUUUUCAGUCAGUUGUAUUAACGGUAGGCACUACAGGAUGAAGAGCAAAUUUGAUAGCGGGUCAUUGAAGAUAACCGCUGCCUUGUGGCCCGCUUAUCUCUAUCCAGGCGACAUUGCAGGUGAAGACUUCGACUCCGAGGAUAUACUUGAAGGGCUUUUUUGUGGAUAUCUUUUGGAGCGAGUUACUAAACACGUAUUUACGUCUCCGUCAUCUGCACUCAAGGCCGGCAUCUCUAAUGGCACAUGUGCUUGCAAUGCGAAACCCCAUGGGAUGGCGGGGGUGGUGGCUGAGCAUAUCGCAUAUGCCGCAGUUCAGGCUCACUUUGCAAUUAGCUUGCUCAACAAAUGGAAAGAUCGGGACACCUUAUUUUAUUACACUGACUUUUAUACCAGGAUAGUCAACUUAAUUUGGGGGAGGAUAGAUGGGGAGUGGGUCGACUCCCUGCUAGGACAUUAUAACAAGUAA